AUGGGAGGAUAUCUCAAAUCUUCUGCCAGUUUGUUUUUCUCAAACCUAUUCAACACAAAAUCAGCCAGAGCUUAUAGACUUACUGAAUUAGAACCAUUCUACAAUAAAAGAUUCAACUCAUUGAGAUCAAAAGAAUUGUUUACUUAUUUUCCACUAGCAAUAUUGUGUGGUACAAUCUGUAUAUAUAUUAGAUGCAUAUAUCGUCUUGUGGAGCUAUCGUUCGGUUUCAACGGGUACAUUAUCACACAUGAGGUAUUUUUAUUUGUGUUAGAUGCUUUAUUCAUUGCUCUAGCCUUGUUAGUCUUUAGGGUAUUCCAUUCAUAUUUUGUUUUCGGAAAGGAUUCAAAAGUUAUUACCCAAGAUUUUAACAAGAUAAAUAUUAUAAAGAAGAUGACGAUUUUUAAGUGA
This is a messenger RNA of Debaryomyces tyrocola, 408 nucleotides long. Lineage: Eukaryota; Fungi; Ascomycota; Pichiomycetes; Serinales; Debaryomycetaceae. The record is from the annotation of a GenBank genome assembly.